Molecule: messenger RNA, 2567 nt
Organism: Linepithema humile (Argentine ant)
Lineage: Eukaryota; Metazoa; Arthropoda; Insecta; Hymenoptera; Formicidae
Gene: FipoQ
Product: F-box/LRR-repeat protein FipoQ
Biological process (GO): positive regulation of protein ubiquitination
Molecular function (GO): protein binding
Source: RefSeq, a predicted model, not a curated record
UAAUUUGUCUCACAGUAAGUCAGCAAGAAGAAAAAGAAUGAGUGUUGCGAACUUCUUACCGAAAAUGCAAAAACGUUAAAAUUACAGACAAAUGUGCUGCAAAUAUGCCGUGUUUCCUAUAAAUUUACUUUACAUUUAUUUUAAUAAGAAUUUCCAACGUAAUUAUCCAUAAAUGUUUAAGACUUUCCCCAUUCGACAAAUACUCGAAACUGCAGAUCGCCUUUAUACGACGCAUUUAUUUACACUUAUCUACACUAAAGAAAAGAGCAUCGAGUUUCGAUACGGUUCUUAAAAUUGUGCGCAUAUUAUCUUUGCAUCUGCAAACGUGUGAAGGAUUACUGUCAACUGAUACAAAAUGUUUUUUAUAUCUCGGAUGACGAAUUAUUCACGAAUGUUCGAAUCACCGUCCGGCAAAAGUGAUUCAGCCAAACCCAACGAAACGAAUCUCGCGACGUCGACGUCUAUCGACGGCGUUUGUUCGUUUCUAUCUUUCCCACAUAACAUAACUGACUCUCACAUCAAUGCGCCGGGGACUGUCAAUAGGUCUUCCCAUUUUGGCCUGAUGCCUGCCUGCCUGACUGACUGCUUGCUUUUAUUUAUAACUAAUUAAAGUAGACUCAGUUGUAAGUGUCGACUCUUCUAAGACGGUCAAAUGCGAAUGUGGUCGCUAAAACGAGCGGAUUUUCGGUUUUCCAAUGAAUUAUCGAUAUAUUUUUGCCAAAAAUAGAUAAACGCGUGUGAAACCUUUUAAUUCAUAACUGUGCCUCGCACAGUUUUCGCUUUGUUCUCUUUGUCUGUAAACUCACUCGAGCUCUAACAAUGACUACUUGGACGCAAUUAGCCGUGGAGCACGUCAGCGCAAUAACGAAGGAAGAUCUUAACGCGAUACAUCGAAAAAAGACGACGACAAUAGAGAAGCUACCGGACAAAGUCCUUCUUAAUGUUUUUUGCUAUCUCUCGCAUCGCGAAAUAUGCAGAGUUGCUCGCAUUUGCAAACGUUGGCGGCAAAUUGCAUACGACACGCGUCUUUGGCAGCACGUGUCCUUACGACCAGAGAUAAGCGGACUUCACGUGAGUUCUUUGGAAAAUCUACUGCACUUAAUCAGCGUACGCUUUGGACCUUCAUUAAGAUACAUUGAAUUACCAAUCGAAUUGAUAACACAUACGGUUCUUCACGAAUUAGCCAAUAAAUGUCCGAAUUUAACACACAUGCUACUGGACUUUUCAACUGCCAUGCAAUUGCACGACUUCAGUGAGAUGCAGGCAUUUCCUACGAAAUUAAAAUACAUGUGUAUUUGUUUGUCGGAAGUUAUUUUCAUGGAAGGAUUUAUGCGGAAGAUUUAUAAUUUUAUCAAUGGACUCGAGAUUCUUCACUUAAUCGGAACAUACGAAAAAGUUGAGGAAGAAGAAGAGGAAAUCUACGAGGUUAUCAAUGUACACAAAUUGAAAUCGGCAACUCCGAAUUUACGAGUUAUAAAUUUGUACGGAAUCAACUUUGUCGAUGAUUCGCACAUCGACGCUUUUUCUUCCAACUGUAUCCAACUAGAAUGCUUAGCCGUGAAUUUUUGUGCCAAAGUGACCGGUUCGACGAUGAAGACUCUCUUUCAAAGGAGCAGAAGACUGAUAUGUCUUCUUAUGCAAGGAACAAAUCUGCAGAGUGAAUACGUAAUGCAGGUUGAGUGGGAAAAAUCAAGUAUUCAAGAGCUCGACGUUACCGCUACCGACUUGUCGACAGAAUGCUUGAUUGACAUGUUAACCAGAAUCCCUGGGCUACGUUUUUUGAGCGCCGGUCAAUUGAAUGGUUUUAAUGAUAGUGUAAUCAAAGCCUGGACCGAAGUAGGGAAUCCACGAAAUUUAAUAGCGCUAGAUCUGGAUAGCUCCGAUAAUUUGAGCGACGAUGCUUUGCACAAGUUCUUGUCGAGGCACGGUCAUCAAUUGUACGGUCUUGCGUUGUCAGGCAUGCCGCACAUUACCGACCAACUUUGGCAAAGUGUACUACCAAUUCUCACGAAUGCAAAAAUACUUGUAAUGGGUACUCAAGAAAGAUUAGGCGUCAACAUUCACGUGGAUCAAUUGAUGGAUGGAAUUGCAAAUAAUUGCCUCAAUUUAGAACGUUUGGAGUUACGAUGGGAUCCGGAAAACUUGCGAUUUUCGGACAAAAGUCAGAAAGCCAUAGAUGUCCUACGUGUCAAGUGUACCAAAUUAAAGUGUUUAAGUUUAAGCGAUGGAAGAUAUUACGAAAUCGUCAAAGCAAAUUUCGAGCGAGCUGAUAGACUGACAGUCGUUAGAACAAUUACUUGUUGCAGAGUAUCUAAUUAUUAUCUUUUGCAAAAUUAUAAAGACCUUAUCUUUAAUUGAAGCAUGUUGACGAUAGAUUUUCAAAUUGUUUUACAAAUGUUAUAAGAAAACCUUAUAUUGAUAAAUUGACGCGAACAAGUGCCUGAAUGAAAACGAUCUAAUAUAUGUUUCUUUAUGACAAUAUUAAACAGAGAUAACAUCUGAGAUAAUAAAAUUCAUAUUGUACAAUAUAAAUUGUAAUUUUAAUAUAAUAUACUGAAUAGAAAUUU